Strongylus vulgaris is the source of this 231-nucleotide messenger RNA. The record is from the annotation of a GenBank genome assembly. NCBI's taxonomy places the organism in Eukaryota, Metazoa, Nematoda, Chromadorea, Rhabditida, Strongylidae.
AUGCUUGUGGCUAAAGUCCUCGGUUCAUUCAAGUCUAGUGAAAUUGAAGCUGUUGUCAAGAGGCUUUCAAAUGACGAAGGUGACAUUCUCAUGAAGUAUGUGUACAAGGCUAUGGAAAUAACUCCGGAGAACGCCCUCUGCCAAACGCUACUGACAUGGCACUCUUUGCUGGUUGCUCGUUUUGGUCUUGGAUCCAUCAUACGUGUAUUUUCCGACAGAAGUCGUCUCUAA